GCUCGGUAUGCCUUGAGUGUUCUCUCCUAAAGAGGGUUUAUUGUUCCUCUGUGUUUGAGGCGAAAUUCAUUUACCAAGACCGCUCGUUUUCACGUCUAAAACAAGCAACCGUUGAAAUGGCCGGUGGAAAGGCUGGAAAAGAUAGUGGAAAAGCCAAGGCGAAAGCAGUGUCUCGCUCACAAAGGGCUGGGCUUCAGUUCCCUGUGGGUCGUAUCCACAGGCACUUGAAGACCCGCACCACUAGCCAUGGCCGCGUGGGAGCUACAGCGGCUGUGUACAGCGCUGCCAUUCUCGAAUAUCUCACAGCUGAGGUGCUGGAGUUAGCAGGAAAUGCCUCCAAAGACCUGAAGGUGAAGCGUAUCACCCCCCGCCAUCUACAGCUGGCCAUCCGUGGAGAUGAGGAGUUGGACUCUCUCAUCAAGGCCACCAUUGCUGGUGGAGGUGUUAUCCCCCAUAUCCACAAGUCCCUGAUUGGAAAGAAGGGCCAACAGAAGACUGCGUAAUCAUUGUUGCUGUGGUAACCUGGACUCACUCACGCUUGGACUGUGACCACCAGAUUGCUUGCGUUCAUUUGUUUAUCCGUUUUAUUUUUAUUUUUCCUUUUAUUUUAAAUUAAUGUUAAUGUUGUAUUAGCUAACACAAGUGAUUUGUUAGGUUGUGGUGUUAUCUACCAAAAUUAGUUUAAAAAGAGCCCCACCCCCACCCCCC
Electrophorus electricus (electric eel) is the source of this 708-nucleotide messenger RNA. It is a transcript of the gene h2az2a, whose product is annotated as H2A.Z variant histone 2a. Gene Ontology annotation, cellular component: nucleosome. Lineage: Eukaryota; Metazoa; Chordata; Actinopteri; Gymnotiformes; Gymnotidae. Gene Ontology annotation, molecular function: DNA binding; structural constituent of chromatin; protein heterodimerization activity. The record is from RefSeq and is a predicted model, not a curated record.